GGGGUGUCUGCCUAGACAUGGCCUAGAGUCCCCUAAUGUCGUAGGCUGCUCGUGCCUACACCUUGGCUCAUUCAAGAGGGAUGAUUGGUGGCUGAUAGAUAGCCCUCAUAGUUACAAGUCCAAGAUUCAGUGAGCUUGGUAAGUUGCCACCUUUUUUGGUUGACUGGGGGUUCAUGAGGCUCUUGAGGAGGCGAGGUUAAAGGUCAUAGAGGUGAUCCCUGGCCUUCCUGGCCUCCCUGGCUGAUUGCUGAUUUUCGUCCCAUCUGGAGCCGAAGAAGUCCUCUGUCGUUGGCCAUCGGUGUGUGCGAGGAUUGCCGGGUGUGGACUGGAGGCGAGGCCAUCCAUCAUGUUGCCGUUGCGGGGAGGCUUGAGUCAUCCGCCGCAGAGCGAGUCGGUUGCCAGUGGACCCGGUCUUCAGCUCAAGCUCUCCGUUUUCCAACCCACCUUCAGCGGAGAGGACUUCCUGAUCUGCUCGGAGGAUUUCCCCGAGAAUGUUCUGGUGCCCGGACACUUGCUCGAGAUCUUCCAGCACGACGAGGAGAGUGGCCAGGACACCCGAAUUGUGCUCCAGUUGAAGAAAUGUAACAUUUGCGAUCCAGCCGCGGCCGCCGCCAAAAAACUCAAUAAACAAAUCUUCUACGUGGAAAAGUCCAUUGCCGAGUCGUUUCGGUUCCAGAACUUCAAAGAUGUUCAUGUGGCCCAGGUGACCCAAAUGAAGCAUGUGCAAUUGGACUCGAUGGAGUUAAUAUUUCGCGACCAAUAUUUAAGCCGCAGCGAUAUGUUUCGCCUGCGCAGCUCACUCAAGGGAGCUUGCGUGUACCAAAACAAGAAAGUCGAACUGGCCGCCGGCAGUGGACGCCUGGGGGUGGUUAGCGAGAUGUGGAAUCAGGGCACUACCGUGUCAUGCGGCUUGAUCACGGAGGACACUAUCAUCGUGUUUCGAUCACCCACGGCCAUGGUCUAUUUAUUCAUUCAAGUCAGCUCUGAAAUGUUCGAUUUUGAUUUGAAGAAAAGUAGCACAGUGUAUGAGAAAGCCGUGGAUGGGUUCCUAAAGGAAAUGUUCAACUUGUGGCAUCGGAAGAACGCCUCGCACGAAGUUACUAUCGUCCUGUUCUCCCGUUGCUUUUAUGAGGCUAAAUCAUUGGACGAGUUUCCCGAACCUAUGCGAGAUUGUUUGCGCCAAGGUUAUAAUGGACGUUUCUAUGAGGACUUUUAUAAAGUCGUGGAGCAAAACGAGAGAUACGAUGAUUGGAAUCCCGUGGUCAUCAAGUUGCUGAAGCUUAUUCGAAAUUAUGGGUCGGAAAUCUUAGAAUACCAUGCUCAUUUAGGCGAAAGUGUGCCUAAGGGCAAGAUAUCCAAUGCCGAAAUGGGAAACUUUCUGGAAAUCCUCAACAUGUCCUUAAACACAUUUGAGAAUCACUAUCUGAAUCGCAAUCUCGACCGCACGGGUCAGCAAAGCAUCGUAAUCACGCCAGGUGUGGGACUAUUUGAGGUUGACUUCGAAUUGGCUCAAGUCACGAAACAACGAAUUAUUGACAGUGGUGUGGGCAGCGACUUAAUCUGUUUGGGACAACAACCUCUGCAUGCUGUACCUUUGUUAAAGUUCACAAACCCUCGAAGUGACCCGUACAAUAUGCCGCAUUGGAUCAAUUUGAGUUUUUAUAGUGAAAAGAAGACCACCGGGUUCCAAUCUCGUAUUCGACCUCCGCCGAGUCUGCGAAACCUCCCUGGGACUGCAAGAUUACCUUACUUGAAAAGUCCGUUUAGUGUGGAGACAAUCUUCACACCGCUCUUCAUGAAACAGUACGACGAGAGAGUGGAUGAAAAUGAAACUGAAACUGACGAGGAUCCCUUGGCCAAAAUUAGCAAGUCCGAGGUUCUCGAGAACGCUAAAAUGAACACGCCUUUCAACCAUCAAACCAUAAAGCGACUUCUACUGAGACCAAGUAGGGUUUUGGUAAAUCCUUUUGAUCCAACUCAAACCAAGGUACAUAUCACUUCCAAUCGGCGUCGAUGGACCCAUAUCUUUCCAAAAGCCGCUCCUGCUCGGGAAAUCGCCGUCAAAGACGAAGCAGAAGUAACACCUGCCACAAUUGUGGAAGAGACGCUGGACUCGUCUGAUGCCUUAACUGGACAACCCCUUUCCGAAGCUAAUAAUUGGGAAGAGAUGAGGAACGCAGGCGUGGAUUGGAAAUCGCUCACUGUACCAGCAUCUUUGCCUCUGACGACAGAUUACCUUCCCAAAAAGGUGGAUCUGGAUAACAAUUAUUUGAUUACGGAAUACGAGAUUCGACCAGAGGCAUUUAUAUCCGGAUACAAGAGUGGAAAUCAAUUGUCGAUUCGUUGUGAAGACAUCUUCCAUGAACUGGUCGCCCAACGAUUGGCGCAGGGAUUUCAACAAAUCAUGACUUGGGCCGAGAACUUCCCGAAGGCCAAAUCUCCUCAUGACAUAUGGCUUUCCAUCGGUCGGAUUUACCAUCAUCUAACCGUGGAAGACGUAGGAUCCAAGCAGAAGGUGGUGAUCAAAUGCUUCAGACCCAACAAGUCGAUCAAUCGCUCCAAUAUUCACUACCAAUACCGCUUUCAAGCACCCGAUAACGACAAGUACGAGAUGUCCUGGGUCGAGUUCAAAACCGAAAAGCUUGAAAUCUUUAACUGGAAUCACAUGGACCAUUAUGUUUGUACCAAAGGUGAAGGAGAUUACUCGUUGAAUGAGAAUCUCAAGUUUUGGAGGUUCCGAAUGUUACUUGUUCCAAUCUCACACUUCACCAAAUCUACGAAGUCAAUUAUGGAGAAGUUCUCGUUCGGAGAUUGCUAUUUGCCAUUACCCAAAGAUUCCUCGUCUCGAGUAGAAGGUAUCUUUCGAAUGGUUGACUCUUGCUUCAAUAAGCUUAAGCGCCAACCCAUUCCUAAAACAGAGACGGAUUUUGAGCCAAUCUCUUUGCCGAGAGAUAAAAUGAGAUUGGACAUCUUGGAGCAAAUCAAAUCCGGAAACUUCCCGGUAAUCGUCAAAACCUCAUCGAUGUUACCCAACGUCACAUUUUUGAGUUACGAUGCGGUUAAUUGGAGUCUCAAGCGGUACGCAGGGCUGAAGGAGAAAUCCCAGGCCAUCGCCUUGUUUCAAGAAAUGAUUGAUCAAGGCAUGAUUGGACAUGCUUCUGGCGAUACUCGAAGGGCGUUCCACUUUGGAUAUGUCAUGUAUUCCGUCCGGGAUGAAGAGUUCAACAAAGUUUUUGCUCGAAGAGUCGAUGUGGAUGCUUACUAUCGGCGGUGGAUGGAAAUUGAAUUAACUGCCAUGGAUUUGCCAAAACCUUCGCCACCCAAGUCGAAGGCCGAAUUCCGAUAUACUUACCUCAAUCUCACCAAUACAAAGCAAAACAACUCCCACCACGAAUGGGGUCAUCUUAUGUACGAGACUCAACUAGACGGAGAUUCGGCCUUUGAGAUGACUAUGCAAUGGACCGUGGCCUCAGGCUUGGCCAUUGCCGAUCUCCUACUAAAUACAGCUAGAAAGGCUUUCAGUCACAAUUUGGCCCUAUUUCCGUUGCCUCGAGAUGCUUUUGCCUUGCCAAUUACCCUCAAUUCAGAUCCUGUUCGUGGGCCAAUCUUUAUUCAGUUAAACACGAACAGUUUGUCAGAUUUUAAAGAGGUCUUGGAUGAGAACCGCUUGUUCCAGCUCCGAGAAAGGAUUGCUGAGCGAUUCGGAUUCAUCCGCUGUCCAUCCACGAGCACGUCCGAUCAUCGUCAAAAGAUCCUGUUCUCCACAGAUCAUCAGUACAUACAUUGCACAGGAAACAUGUCCCUCCUGAUUCCCAGGAGUCUGUCCAUGACUGAGAAGGCCUCUGGGAUUCAAGGGAUGUCGAGUGGAAGCUCCAAAAAGAGCCCUCAUUACGAUCAUUCGGGCACUGGGUUCUUGUGGUCGUGGAAUUUCAUGAUCUCGAGACGUUGGAAACAAGUGUUUGUAAGCAUGGGAGCGACUGGCGACAUUCCAUUCAUGGAUCACAUGUUGGCCGACUUCAGAUGCCUUUGUCAGAACAAGGACGGAAGAUUGGAUCCUGUGUUCAAGGAGCUGUUCUAUCCAGAGCCGGAAAUUGACGAAACCCAUAGAGCCGAGGUGACAAAUGGAACACCUGAGUCAGACUCGACUGCGACUAGCUAAAUGUGGAAAUGCUAAGUUUAAUGUCAGUGACAAUGCCAACAUUGCAACUUGAAUCGGCUUUGUAUUUUAGAUGAUUUACUAGUAAUGAAGUGUGAAAAUAUUGAAUAAAACUGAAACAUGCUUG
Molecule: messenger RNA, 4283 nt
Organism: Tigriopus californicus
Lineage: Eukaryota; Metazoa; Arthropoda; Copepoda; Harpacticoida; Harpacticidae
Gene: Iml1
Product: GATOR complex protein Iml1-like
Exons: 9
Coding region: 347-4159 (1270 amino acids)
Biological process (GO): negative regulation of TORC1 signaling; intracellular signal transduction; positive regulation of autophagy
Cellular component (GO): lysosomal membrane; GATOR1 complex
Molecular function (GO): GTPase activator activity
Source: RefSeq, a predicted model, not a curated record